UCUGUCUGUGUUUCUGUCUUGUUCUUGUGUCUUUGGCCUGUUCUCUUGUUCUGUCCUGUCUGUGGUGUGUGUCUCUUCUCUUCUCUUCUCUUCUUCUCUUCUUCUCUUCUUCUUCUUCCUCCUCCAUCUCCGUCUCUUCUUACUCAGCCGUCCUUUCUCCACCUCUCAACCUCACCUCAGCUCACUCACCUCUUCCUCACCCUAUCCUAUCCUGUCCUGUCCUGUCCUGUCCCAUACACAUCUCUCGUCUUCAUCUCUUCCAUAUCUCUAUCUCUCUCUCUCUCUCUCUCUCUCUAGGCGUCGGGAUUUCUGAGUGCUCCCACUCCUUCAUCUCCCUUUUCUCAUUCUUAACCCUUCCACUUCCCUUUCCAUUCCUCCUGCGCGCGUCUGCGAGCUUGCAUCUCUCUCCUCCCUCUCUCUCUCUCUCUCCUAGCGUUUGGCUAUAGUGCUGCUGUCAGGAGGCAGAAGCAGAAAAGUGAAAAAGAAAAGAAUACCAGAACGAACGAACGGACGAAGGGAACGAAAAAGAAAAGAAACAAAAGAGAAAUAUACUGGUCGAAAGCUCUCUCUUUUUUGCGUCGGUCUCCAUUCAACCAAUUUUUUUUCUUUUUUAAUUCUCUACGUUUGCUUGCUAGUUUUGCUUGCUUGCUUUGCUUUGCUUUGCUUGGCUUGGACCAGACCAGACCAGACCAGCUAUACAAUCAAGAUCAAACCUACGCUCGACUUCUUCUUCUUCCUCUCCUCCCUCUCUUCCUUUAUACCUCUUCUCCCUCAUCAAGUCCUUUUUUUUUUUUUUUUCCCCGUCAUCUCAUUCCUCUUCAUAUCCCUCAUCUUUUACCUUCUUUUCCCCCACCUUCACCUCUUGGGAACCUUUCUUUCUCUCCAGCUUCAUUCUGCUUCCCAAAACACUCGAUCGAAUCUCUCCUCCCCCCCCGGGUCUUAUCCAAAUAUAUAUCUUCGCAAGUCGUCUCUCGUCGAGCCUGCCUGUAUAAUUGCCUUCUUCUGUCUGAGUUAGCAGCCUUUCCAUUCGAUAUCUUUUCUUGCACGAUAUAUAUCCAUCCAUCCAUCCAUCUAUCCACCUAUCCAUCCAUCAGCCCACAGUUUUCUUUUCCCUUCUACGCAAUGGCUGAAAACGCCCCGUCCACCACUUCUUCUACCCUUCCUCCCCCUCCCCAACCCUCUGCAGGUGCCCCUGGUCAGCAACAGUUCGAUGGGUCCCAGGGCAACGGGCAGGGAAAUCCAGCACACAUGCCUCCGCCCCCUCUUCCCCCCGUCGUGAUCCCUCAGAACACCAAUCCGAUUCCAACUGCGAUCACCUCUCCAAUGUCCGGCAACAUGAUGUCCCCUACCAGCACUGGCGGCUUUGUCCGUCGAGCUGCUCCCGAACCAAACAAGCGCGCUCUGUAUAUAGGAGGCCUUGAUGCUCGCGUCACCGAAGACAUCUUGAGACAGAUUUUUGAAACCACCGGGCACGUGCAGAGUGUCAAGAUCAUUCCCGACAAGAAUAGCAAGGGUUUGAACUACGCGGUCCCGAGCGUCCCUAUGACUCCCCAAGGCGGUGCAGGACCUAGCCCUGGCGGUCGCGGCUGGGAUCAGCAAGGAGCUACAAACUUUGGUGGAGGCCCUGGGAUGCCCGCCGCAGGAGGCUACGGUCAGCAACUUCCAGGCGGCGGGCCGGAUACGGCCGCGGACAGUCCACUCAAGCGUCAGGCUGGGCUCAACCGAAUAGUGGAAGCUUUGGGAAUGGGUUUGGAGGGUACCAACCUUAAGGCAAAAAGGACACUGAACAACAAACAUCGAAAUUCCUCCGUUUUAAUUUUUAUUUUAGUUCUUUUGUGCGCGCAAUGCAACUGCUAG
Messenger RNA from Blastomyces gilchristii SLH14081, 1857 nucleotides. RefSeq lists its product as uncharacterized. The record is from RefSeq and is a predicted model, not a curated record. Bases 1123 to 1857 code for a protein of 244 amino acids. NCBI's taxonomy places the organism in Eukaryota, Fungi, Ascomycota, Eurotiomycetes, Onygenales, Ajellomycetaceae. Gene Ontology annotation, molecular function: RNA binding. The transcript is spliced from 5 exons.